AUGGCCCAGGGAAGCGAUGCCGCCGCGUGCCGCUGCAGUCUGCCCCUGCUGCCACUGCCACCGCGGCGCCUCCUCCUCGUCGUCCUCGUCGCCAUGCUCACCGUGGUUUUGGUGGCGCCGCCGUCGGCGAGGGCGGCGUGGGUGGAGGACUACCCGUCGGGGGUGCCGUGCGGGGCGACGAUCCCGGUGGAGCAGUGCGACCCGGGGGACGCGGCGGCCAACAGCGCCUGCAUGGACAUUAAGGCCGCGUUUGGAUUCCCUCCGCUCCGCGGCUCCGCGCCGGAGCAGAGCGGCAAUCCAGUUAGGGAGCGUUCGGAAUCCCUCCACUCCCGAGUCAGCUCGCGGAGCCGGCGGAGCUGCAGGCUGAAAAGGUGA
Molecule: messenger RNA, 375 nt
Organism: Triticum turgidum subsp. durum (durum wheat)
Lineage: Eukaryota; Viridiplantae; Streptophyta; Magnoliopsida; Poales; Poaceae
Source: the annotation of a GenBank genome assembly